UUUGUGCGUAGAAUCUAAACGAUAUCUGAUAAGACAUUUUCCCAAAAAUCAUGGCACCUUUCCGUAUUAUGUGGUAAUUCUCAUACAGGACGUUGAUGCUGUAAUUUGCAAUGACCUAUGCCGCAUAAUAGCAGAUCCGUGGCCAACGUAUAUACCACGACACUUAGAACAAUUUAGAGACGCCGAGAUUAAUAUCCAGACCGUAUGGUAAUUUUGUGGCUUUCAUACAUCCAUAUAUGCAUAUUAAUCCCCCCAUAUUAAUUAAAAAAACGGGAUUAAUGGAACACUAUUCUAUUUGCUAUAAAGAAUACCCGAAUAAGGUAAACACUAGCUUGUCAUAAUUUUUUAAUCUUUUAGUGCUGACCGGUUCUGACGAUGUUUUUGUAUCAUUUUAUAUUAUUUUAAAACAAGUAUUGUAAUUUUGUAUUAUUCUGUAUUAUAUAACAGAGGUGUCAUUCUUGGUUUGCAAUGUUUAAUUUCCUGAAUGCAACAAGUUUUUUUAAAGACAAAAGCAAUAUAUAAGUAUUUUUAUUAGGCAGGCACUUGCAAGACGUGUUCGUUCAAGAUUUUUGCUGUAAGUUUUUAUACAAGUAAUUUUAUAUGGUAGUAACCCUUUUAUCAUUUAAUAUUAAAUGUACUUAGAUUUCUCUGGCCUGGAAUAAUAUAUUAUUAAAAUACCAGUGAUAUUAAACGCAUUUCUCACUUUAUCAACAUAAAUAUCAAACCAUAUGGUUAAUAACACAGCAUAUUUCAACACCAGAAAGAUUGUGAAUUAUUAUAAUUUCGUGCUAAUCUCAGUUUCAGUCCAAAUAGUGUCAUUUGGCAGUAUUACACCAGACACGUACAGUACAUGGUGCUUAUUAGCAUAUCAGAGCGGUGACUUCGGCGUAACUUUUGCACAACGCAUCACACGCGAAAGCGUCAAUUUCACGGCAGCUCAUCAGUCAGACACCAAGUGCCUGAUUUCUUUUGGUUAACUGUAUUUUCUGCCCCCCUCAAAUAAACUUUCCACCCGACCGAGCCGGUGUACCCAGCAGCAGCUCACGCCGAUCCGAGGGUUUUGCUGAUGGGUGACGCUCUGGAUCACGUGUUCCUACACUGGGUUGGUUUCUCAGUGCUGAAAACAGGCCUGAAUAGGGGAAGAAACCUUGGAGGUUACGGAAAGGUCAUGCAGGAACACUACAAUCUCUUAAUGGCUGGUCCUUGACUGGAAACACCAGCUCUACAUUUAAAACCAAACAACACCCUGCCACUUCAUACUCAAAUACCCCUCUGUUUUUCAAAGCCAUGGCCAGCAAGAGGAAAUCCACUAUCCCAUGUAUGAUCCCAGUGAAGACCAUGCACACGCAGGAUGACAGGGAACAGGAGGAUGGCCUGCUAGACUGUACGUCUUCUCGUCCUGUUAUCUUCCACUCUGGAGAGGACUCUUGUGGACAAGGCUCUCAGGAGGCCGGUGAAGCCUCCAGCUCUGACAAGGGCAAUACACAACGAGAAGGAGGCACAUACACAUGUCGACCAUGCGGUUUUGAGUCCCAUGACCUAAACCUCUUUCUGGACCAUGUUUAUAACGUCCAUGCUGACUUCCGGGCUGAGCCCAGCUUCUACUGUUUGGACUGUGGAGUGUCAGCGGCAAAGUUCGAGGGGUUGGCCCUGCAUAACGCCCAUGCCCACCCAAGUACAGUCAACACCACGCUGCAGGUGAAGAAAAGAGACCGGCGGAUAACUGUGGAGCAGAGUCUGGUGGUGAACGAGGGAUCCAAAGAGUCUGAGAUCUCCAUCACAAAGACGCCAAUCAUGAAGAUGUUAAAGGGCAAGUCUGAGCCCAAGAGGAUCGUGGUGUCUCACGGCGUGGAUGAGUUAGAUACUAUCAACAGUAAGGAAGCAGAGAAGAUUGAGCCGCCAGCAGUAACACACGUCCCCACCAUAGUUCACAAUGGAGCAGUAACCAAGCCUGCUCUUCCAACAGCCUUGCAGGUUGUGAAUGGCUCCGGAACUCUACCUGUGCUCAAGACUGCCAUCACCCAGGUGGUGUCCGUGGUGCAGAACCGGACCCUUCAUCAGCAGUCGGCCACUAUGACGGCCUCUUCAUCUGCCUCGUCCUCUUCCUCAUCCACUACAAGCUCUAGGAACCUCCCCAAGGUGAUGAUUCCCCUGAGCAGCAUCCCCACUUACGAUGCCGCCAUGGACAACAGCAGCUUCUUAAAGACCUCCUUCAGUAAAUUCCCAUACCCAACCAAAGCUGAGCUCUGCUACCUGACCGUCGUCACCAAGUAUCCUGAGGAACAGAUCAAGAUCUGGUUCACCGCCCAGCGACUGAAGCAGGGAAUCAGCUGGUCACCCGAGGAAAUCGAGGACGCCCGCCGGAAGAUGUUCAACACUAUUAUCCAGACGGCUCCUCCCGUUCCUCAACAGCCACAGCCCCGGCAAACCCACCAUGGCCCUGCUCAGCAUACCAUCACUGUCCUGCCGGCCUCAUUGGGCCACAACAGCAUUCCCCACAUCCUGCAGGGCAGCCUGGUUGGUCAGGGUGGGGUAAUUGUCACACAGCCUUUGGUCGCUAAUGGCCUCCAAGUCAGCAGUGCCCCCGUGGCCCUGGCAGUCACCCCCAAGCCUCAGAUGGCUGCCAAGCCGUUGAUGCAAGCCAGGCCCACAGCUGCAUUGGUGGCGGACAAGGGGGUCAGCAUGGUGGUGGGCACCGUUGAAAGCAGCAGCAGUGGCGGCAGCAGUGUCAUCAUCAGUACGAAUAGCAGUAUUAGCAGCAGCAGCAGCAGCAGCAGCAGUAGUAGUAGUAGUAGUAGUAAUAGUAGUACUACGAGCAGCAGUAUAACCAGCAGCAGCAUGACUACCCCCAGUGGAAGCAGCAGCACCAGCACCAGCAGCUCAACAACAAGCACUAGCAGUAGCACCAGCAGCACUACCUGCAGCACCAGCAUCACCCCCAGCAGCACUAUUAGUCACACCAGUGUUAUUAACGUUAGCAGUGGCGGCAGCAGCAGCAAUAGCAACCAUGGCAACAAAGGUGGUGAAGCCAACAGCAGCAGCAGUAACGGCAGCAGCAGUAACGGCACCACCAGCACUGGCAACGACGGCGGCGAUGCGAAGAAAGGCUCCACCGAUGACGUUGUCGGCGUCAGCGGUGACGAGAAAACGGCAGACGCGUUGCCGCCUGUCCUCAGCAUGACCCACAGCUCACGUACGCUCCCGAGCAGCUUUCUGGACCCCAGCUUCUACAAGAACAAGAAGUCGCAGGAGCAGCUGAGCGCCCUCAAACAGAGCUUCAUUCGCUGCCAGUUCCCCAAUCAAGAGGAGGUGGAGCGGCUCACCAAAAUCACGGGCCUAACGAUCCGGGAGGUACGCAAGUGGUUCAGUGACCGGCGCUACCAUUAUCGCAACCUGAAGGGUGCACGCUCCAGCACAGGGGGCCUCUUCAGCGGGAAUUCCCUCCUUGACUUUGCCGACAGCCCCACCUCUGCAGAAAUCCCCAAAUCCGGCCAGUCCUCACAGAGCACAGUGCAGCAGCAUCACCACCAGACCUCUCCACCCGCUCCAUCUCGCCGGGUCUCUCGGCAGCAAACGCCAGAUUUCACUGCCAUCCGUUACAAGGAACGGGACCCUCAACAGAUACGGGCCCUCGAGUCCAGCUUCUUGCAGAACCCCACGCCCCCUGUUGAGGAAGUCGACAGGCUGCGUGCUGAGACCAAGAUGACCCGGCGUGAGAUUGACGGCUGGUUCUCUGAGCGUCGGAAGAAGGCAGCAGCUGAGAAGAAAAAGGAAGAGUUUGAGAAGGCAGAGAAAGAGGAAGAUGAUGAUGAUGUCAUGGAAGAGGACACUGUAGUAAAAGAUGGCAAAGAUGGCCCUUCACAGGGGACAUCAACACAGCAGCAAACCAAGGAUGACAAGCAGCAAACCAAGGAUGACAAGCAGAAGGAAGACACUCCAGGGUCUGAACCCAAAGUGAACCCCAUCAAGAUAAAUUUGAAAAUGCUCAAGGUUACUGAAUCCAACGGCAAACCUGAAGCUGAGGCCAGCCCACCCACACAGGCUGAGAGUCCAAAAGUCCCACAUCUAUCUACGUCUACUCGUGGCAAAAAGACUCCGGACCAGCUGCAUUUGCUGAAACAAGUGUUUGCCCGCACCCAGUGGCCCAGCAGCCCUCAGUAUGAGGAGCUGAUCGCCAGGACGGGCCUGCCAAGGCCAGAGGUGGUGCGCUGGUUCGGUGAUAGCCGGUACGUGUACAAGAAUGGACAGCUCAAGUGGCUUGAAAGCUACCAGCAAAUGGCUGAAGAGGAGGACUACAAGAGGGGCGAUACUGAGGUGCUGAAGGAGCACCUGAAUACUCAUGGAAAGUUGGAGGAGGAGCACGUCAAGGGACUGGUAGAAGCCAGUCGGCUUGAUGAAGACCUUGUCCGGCGGUGGUUUGCCACACGCUCCGGCUUGCUCCCGGAUGACAAGGCAGAAGAAAUGACUGACGUGGAACAGACGAUUGAGCAGAACCAGGAACCACACGGCGAGGGUGUGACAAAAAGUCCACAGAUCACAGAAGCCCAGUCCACGAGUACCAAGGAAGGAACAGACUGACAGACGGACCGCGGCCGGUGAAGAGGAGAAUUCCUGGGGUUUACAGAUGGCCAUUUUUUUUUUUUUUGGGAGUGUUGUUGGUGACAGCCUUUGUGACUGUGGUCGGAUUGCACAGACAUCCCCUUUCUCAAAAAGCACACAGAUAGGCCACUGGCUUGGCCUCAGCUGGGAAGGGUAUGGCGGUCGGCGUCCCUCUUCAAGGGUGCUUGGCGGGCAGGGAUAGAAGGGUUAGGACUUCAGCCGACAUGUGGAGGAAAGGUGCUAAGACCAGUAGAUAGACCAGGUCAGUCCCAGCUCGAGGAUCAAACUGGACCAUGGAUCAAGAGACUUUUUCCGGAAGACUGUAGGGUACACUAGGAACUGGAGUGUCGUCAAGUAACUUGGUGUCUAGAAGAAGCUUACUGCAUUUCGUACAUUUUAGCAGUCCGUAAUUUAGCACAACAGUUUUCCAUUAUCCUGGAUUUUUCAGAAUCUCUUCAGUAUGAUGACUGUGUAAGAUGUCAGUUUUACUGGAUUUCAAGCAUACUAGGCCUAUUGUAUCAUUUUUACAGAUUUAUUUCCAGAAUAAACAGUAUAACUACUGAGAAA
Paramormyrops kingsleyae is the source of this 5166-nucleotide messenger RNA. It is a transcript of the gene zhx3b, whose product is annotated as zinc fingers and homeoboxes 3b. Gene Ontology annotation, cellular component: nucleus. The record is from RefSeq and is a predicted model, not a curated record. Gene Ontology annotation, molecular function: DNA binding; DNA-binding transcription factor activity, RNA polymerase II-specific. Gene Ontology annotation, biological process: regulation of transcription by RNA polymerase II. NCBI's taxonomy places the organism in Eukaryota, Metazoa, Chordata, Actinopteri, Osteoglossiformes, Mormyridae.